Molecule: messenger RNA, 618 nt
Organism: Cylicostephanus goldi
Lineage: Eukaryota; Metazoa; Nematoda; Chromadorea; Rhabditida; Strongylidae
Source: the annotation of a GenBank genome assembly
AUGGAUCCAAUCGAAGCUCGAACUGAAAUCGCUAAAGCUUUGGAACCUUUCUUGGGUCUUUCUGCUGCUUGGUGUCCCAUAGCUGUUGUUCGGGAAGGUUCCCAGGAAGGUAGUGGGAGCAUGAAAUCCUUUAAAACGAGAUCAGGAUCCCAUUCGAUGCCAACCAUGCUGUCUAAAUUUCAGACAAUGAUCGACUUGUCAGGAGCCUUUGGGUCAAUCUUUGCUAGAGUCGAAGAACCACUCAAGCAACUGUCAAUGGAUCUUGGACUACUUGGCGAGAGGGUGCAAGAAGCUCAAAGAGAUUUAACUAUGAGACGUUGCCUGAUCCGAACCGACACAAUCAGCUCCAUGAUCAAAGACUGCGCUGGCGUAGAAACCCGACUUGGCUUGCAUUCUGCUGUUCUAAAUGAUCUACAACCAGAAUUACAACAAAUGUGGCAGGAACAACUAGAUAGGGUUCGACGACAGCAAAUAAUCUAUAGGGAAAAGGUUGAAGAGUGCUUAACCCUAAGGGAAACUGCCAGGCAUGUGCUCACCGCAGCCAAGCAACUUCUUCCAUAUGCUACAUGUAUAGAGAGCAUGAGCGCUCUUAUUGAUCCUAAGUUGAAGAGUGCUUGA